GCUCAAUAUUUGAUGCUUUUCCAAGAGCAGCAAAAAUGACCGAAACUGAUACUAUUUUACACACCAACGGCAUCGACACAAUAACAGAAGAGGAUGAAUGUAAUAAAACCCGUCCUGCUGAUAUCGAAGCGGACAUGCGAGAGAUGGAACGUCGCAAACGAGUGGAAGCCAUAAUGAAUUCUAGAUUAUUCCGCGAAGAGCUUGAACGGAUUGUUGAUGGUCAAAUGCGAGAAGGAGGAUCUUCCAAUAUUUUACAACAACUCAGUGACAUUAUGGGGAUGCCAGCCGCUCGUAUCGGAAGUGUUUUUAAAAGCUCUAACUGUGUUGUUCCGAUAAAUGACAUUCGUGGUGUUGAAGCAAUGGGAUAUGAGAAAGGAGAAAAAAUUCUGCGCUGUAAGCUUGCAGCCGCGUUCAGACUCAUGGAUUUGUAUGGUUGGGCCCAUGGUAUUGGCAGCCACAUAACGGCUCGUUUGAAUGCUGAUCAGGAAUUGUUUCUGGUCAAUCCAUUUGGUGUUCUCAAUCAUGAAAUUACUGCUUCCUCCGUGAACAAAGUGAACAUGCAAGGACAAGUUGUAGAACAAGGAACAACUAACUUUGGCAUCAAUACUAGUCAAUUUACGUUGCAUUCCGUAAUACACGCUGCAAGGCCCGACAUAAGAUGUGCAAUAUACGUUGGCUGUAACUCAGUUGUGGCAAUCUCGGCUUUGAAACAUGGUUUACUUCCACUGACUAAGGAUAGUGCUUUGCUCGGAGAAAUAUCCGCUCACACUUACACUGGAGCUCUUCAUGAACCAGAGGAAAAGGAUAAAUUGUUGAGAAGUCUUGGACCAGUAUCUAAAGUUUUAUUAUUAUCAAAUCACGGUGCAAUUUGCGGUGGAGAAACUGUAGAGGAAGCAUUUUAUACCGUCAUGCAUAUAGUGGCCGCAUGUGAAGCACAACUAAAACUACUGCCAGUCGGCCUUGAUAAUCUUAUUGUUAUUCCUGAAGAAACUCGUAAAGCUAUAUAUGACGCUUCAAGAAAGCCACCAGAAGGUGUUCCAGCAAUCUCUGCGGACAAUAAGGAGCGCUCGCAGCUGCCGAAAUGGAGAGUGGGUGGAGCUGAUUUUGAAGCCCUAAUGCGAAUGUUGGAUAAUGCCGGUUUUAGGACCGGUUACAUAUACAGAAAUCCUUUAGUCAAAAAUGAUCAUCCAAAACCUAAAAAUGACAUUGAAGUACCCCCUGCCGUAUCCUCAUUGGGAUAUCUAAUUGAGGAGGAGGAGCUAUUCAAACAAGGUAUAUGGAAGAAAGGUGAUUUCCGCAAGGGUGGCGAUCGUUCCAGGUGGCUGAAUUCACCGAACGUGUACCAAAAAGUUGAAGUUCUGGAAACGGGUACACCGGAUCCCAAAAAAAUCACUAAGUGGAUUGAUGCAAACAUUGAGGAGUGGGUAGCGGAAGCUUCUCCAACACAUUCAUCGACACCAGUAAAAAUAGAAGGUGCGUUACAGUUCGUUCCCCCCAAUACAAAUCCGAAAGAAUUUAAACGAAUCCAGCAGCAGAUUAAAGAUUAUCGACGAGCUGAUAAAAUAUCUGCUGGACCUCAAUCGCACAUCUUGGAGGGUGUGUCUUGGGAUGAAGCAAACCGGUUGAAAGAUGCAAAUGUUUCCGCAACUGGCGAUCACGUUGUACUCAUGGGAGCAGCUUCGAAGGGCAUUAUCCAGCGAGGCUAUCAACAUAACGCUACCGUUUAUAAGGCGCCUUAUGCAAAGAAUCCAUUCGACUCAGUUACUGAUGACGAACUGAAUGAAUACAAGAAAACUGUUGAAAAAAAGCGACAUGGUGAUUAUACCGACACAGAUUUUUCGGAAUCUGAAGCAUUGAGCUCUCUGCAAAUUUCAGAGACUAAGAAUAAAAAUCAACAAAUUUGUCCUCCAAGCAAUUCGGAACCAGAAGAUACAGUUGCUGACCAUCAGGUGCUGAGAAUAGAAACUAAGCAAGCUCCAAAGCCAAGUCAACCUGAAGUUGUUCUUAGUGAUGGCGAACAUGUGCAAAACGGAGAUCAUUCAGAUACACAUAUGAGUACUUUUUCACACAGCAGCAAAGAGGACGUGUCCACGGAAGGUUCUCCUAAGAAAGACAAAAAGAAAAAGAAAGGCUUACGUACCCCGUCAUUUCUGAAGAAAAAGAAGGAGAAGAAGCGAAUCGAGGCCUAAAAUAGCAGUAACUGCUCUCAGUGACAAUUUUUACUAGAGUUAAAAAUACAUCUUCUUCUUGAAACAUACAAACGAAACACGACAAAUAUACUGGAAAGAACCCCUAUACGGAUGUAAAGAAAAAUAAUAAUUAUUAUUAUGUCACAUUGAGAUAAAGCGAUAUUCCUAUUAUAGCGAUAAUCACUAUUUUUUUGCGCAGGCACAACAAAAUAUUUCUGCAGUGUUAGGUUAUUUUAACAAUACACAAACAUCAGUUGAAAAUUUACCAUAGAUGUAGAUUUGAUUCUUGAUAUAAAUUAUCAUUGUCAUGGUGUUUUUCGUAACAUUGUAGUGAUUUUCUUGGAAAACGAAAACGAAAUAUUUCUUAAUUUUUCGAACACAAGAGCGUACAAAUAGAAUCAAGAUAAUUAAUUAAAAAAGUAAAGCUGGUGCGGCAAUCAUAUUGUAAAUGACUAUGGUUGAUUUAAGUAACUCCAUGCAACAUGUUACAAUCCAGUGGCUAUUGCUAUGUUCACACGAUGGACUUGAAACGGCUUCAUGACAUUUAGCUUGUUUUAACUACGUUGUGUGAACACAGUAUUAAAUGCUUGUCAUUGUAGUUCCCAAAGCUCAUGUGUGAAAGGAAAAAUCACGCUUGUUACCAAUGCUUAUUCUCAAUUGCGUCUCACAAUUGCUGUUUUCGAAAAUCCGCGUCUUAAAUAAACAAUGUUUAAACAAGAGAUAACUGCGUUUAUUGCAAAUUCACGUAUCCUAUGUGAGAGGAAAUGAGCAGUUUGUUUUUACGAAACAUUUGCUAAACAAAAAGAUCUUUCAGAACCCAUUCAAACCAGGCAAUGCAUAGCAUUUUUAUAGGUAAAAAAUAUAGAUAAUGCCCUUUGGCGAACAACCACAGAGGUUAAAGCCGAGGCAAGAGAAACGAUAUAAAAAAAUAUAUGUAAAAUGCUAAAUCCUUUCUAUUCAACUUAUAGGCAUCAUGAAGUGUUCACAUAACGGAAACUCAAUAAAUAAAAAAGUAUUUCA
This is a messenger RNA of Malaya genurostris, 3209 nucleotides long. It is a transcript of the gene hts, whose product is annotated as protein hu-li tai shao. The record is from RefSeq and is a predicted model, not a curated record. The coding region runs from base 36 to 2189 and encodes 717 amino acids. The transcript is spliced from 13 exons. Gene Ontology annotation, cellular component: cytoskeleton; plasma membrane; postsynaptic density. NCBI's taxonomy places the organism in Eukaryota, Metazoa, Arthropoda, Insecta, Diptera, Culicidae. Gene Ontology annotation, molecular function: actin filament binding.